GCGCCCCGUGCGCAGAGCAUACCCGCUUUAAUAACACAUUUGCCAUUUCAGAGGAAGGAUUAUUAUCCCCUCUAAGAAUGCGUAUUAGUAGCGCGACUUCACCCCUGUAGGAAGCCCCCCCGUUUGGCGAAAACUUCCCAGUGGCGAAAAGUUGAGAGCUAUAACAUCAAAAUGGUGUAGCGGUUACUUUUUUUUUAAUUUUUUUGUCUACUUCGCCGCUGCUUCGACUUUUUCCUCCGUGUCUGCUUCCCUUGGGCCGCUGAAGAGGAAAAAGGAAAAAAACGCAAAGUGCAUGCUGCGAAGGGGUGUUCAGUGAGGAGGCACACAUUUUGCCAACCUCACCUUCCAUGUGCCGUCUUGAAUUAGGACUUUUGGGGCAUUCACAAGAGGGGUUAUCAUAUCCCUGUUGGUAGUGACUGCCGUGGAGGACCAAACACACACCGUUGGCGACUCCUCCCCCGUAGGGCAAAAUGAGCACGAGAAAACGGACGAAGGAGAAUUUCAAAAGCUCCAAAAAAAAAGACGGCAGGAGGGAGCAAAGCGGGCUAGGCAAAAUCGGGAAUAAAGAACUGCAUUACGUUGUUAAGCUAAACUCGGACGAAGAAAAUAGCAAGAGCAGCACAAAUAAGGACAAGCACAAACAUGCAAAGAAAAAAAACAAUAAAAGGAGAAGCUUAUCAGUACUGGUUCCUAAUUACAAAAAAGACAUAGUAAAUAACAUCAAACUGGCUGAUAAACUGUACAAAUUGACAGCAAAUAAAAGCUCAGACGAAUCGGAGGAGGACGAUCGCAGAAAGAGGAAACACUCAAAAAGGGACAAAAAAAAUGAUUGGAAGAGUAAGAAGAACAAACAUAGGAGAAGCCUCACCUGUGGGAGUUACCACUCCGAUAGUGAGCACAGUGUAGACAGCGCGCAAAAGAACAAGAAGGUAGACAUAAACAUUAAUGAGGUGCAGACCAAGUACAAAAAUAAGAACAUAAAAAUUAUUUACGACGAUGGGUAUUCGAAGAAAAUCGUCGUCAGGGGGGACAGAAGGAGGGCGGCGAGGAGCGACGGGGAGGACGAACAUGAGGGGGAAAGUGAUGAUCGAAGUGAUGACGGAAGUGAUGACGGAAGUGAUGAUCGAAGUGAUAGCCAAAGUGAUGACGGAAGUGAUAGCCAAAGUGACGACCAAAGUGACACCCAAAGUGAUGACGAAAGCGAACGGCGAUGCAGGAGCCAAGCGGAGAACCAUUCGAACGACUACACCCGACCAGGGCGCAGGAAAAAAGGCAGCGGAAGAAGAAAGCGCAAAGAAGAAAGCAAACCCGCCAAGAGGAAGAAAAAAAAAUGCGCCAAACGGCACUCCACAACUCUGAGUGACAGCUACUGCGAGGAAAAGAGGAAAAAAAACAUCAAAAAGGGGAAGAGGAAAUUCUCCACCCAGAAGUUCGUAGGGGCGAGGAGCAGAAAGGAGAGCAGCGAACCGAUAGACCGCAAUUACAGAGCAGAUAAGUACCAUGGGCCGAGGGCAAAGAGGGAGUUCUACCCCAGCAUGUAUGAAAGAGGACACAGUGAAGAUAGAAGCGAAAGUAAAAAUGAAUGCAAAAAUGAAUAUAAAAAUGUACAUAUAAACAAAUACGCAUACCAAAACAAAAGCCCGUUUGAAGAGGCAGAAGCAUUUAACCCAUGCAGUGACAGAGGCAGAAAAACGAUGGCCUACCAAUCUUUAAGCACAAGGAGUGACCAAGUGAAAAACGACUUCUUCCUCACCAUUAAGGAUAUCAUUUUUAAGCUGCACCUGAACUUGCAGAACAUUAAAGAAAUACUAAAAAACAAAAAUGAUUACAUAACGAGCUUGCUAGACUCAUCCUACAGAAAUAUUCUUCAAAAUGUGAAACGAAAUGCAAUAAAACAGGACAAUUUUUACAGGGUAAUUUUCCACGACUUGUUUAAUUUGCUAAAUGAAUUUAUCUUGGUGGAUGAUUAUACCAAGAAGUUUUUCUUCAGCAUCGAGACGGACGUUAGGCAGAGGUGCUUGGAAAAUAUAAAGAACGAGUUUUACAAUUUUAUCAAUAGGUACUUGCCCUCGGGGGAGAGGAGAAGUGUCUACAGCCCCAGCAGGGGUGCGAACGAGUUGAGCCCUCCAGACAUGUACAAGCGCAUCAUGGACAUGCACGAAUCUGCCAACAAGCGGAAGAGCCUCUACUCUGCCCUGGCCUCCUACAACAAUGGGGGGGGGCCCACGGGCAGUUCCAUGCUCGGGAGUGGACUCAUAGGAAGUGGAAUGAUUGGAAGUGGGAACCCUGCAAGCUUCUUCCCCGGCGAGUACCAGGCCCACCCCGACGUGCAGAGCAUCUUGCACCUGAACAGCCUGCAACAGAUCGAAGGCGGGAGGAGCGAGCUGGCCAAAAUCGACGGCAUGGGAAACGACCUCGCACUUAAGGUAAAAAACGCAAGCGAGCAGGAAGAUGCCGUGAACUAUUUAAAAGGAGUCGUAAAAGCGGAAAAGGAAAAAAACAUAAAAUUGGAGCUGCAGUAUGAUGAAUUGAAGCAAAAAUACGAUCUUUUGAAAAAGAAAAGAGAAGAAGACGUCAGCAAGGAAGUUAACAUGUCCAAAAGUAACGCAGAUGAAGAAGAUAAUUUUUUUAAGAAAUUUUAUCAAAGCCAGUCAUUUAUCAAAUUGGAGGAAAAAAAACUGGAGGACUCUUCCAAAAGGAUCAUCGACGAAAAUGUGAGGCUCACCAGGAUGAAGGAAAUGAACGAAAACAGCAAAAGGGAAAUAGAGAAAGACAUGCUCGACAUGGAGGUUAAGAGAAAAGAAAUUGAAAAGGACAAAGAUGACAUGGAAAUUAAAAAAAAGGAGAUUGAACUUGCAAACGAGGAGAUAAGCAAGCAAAACAAACAAUUGGAAGAGGAAAAGGAUAUGCUAAAUCGGAGGAAGAAAGAACUUGAGGAGGAAAGCUCCCUGCUGGAUAACACCAAAAGGGAGGUGGAUGAACAGAAUGACUUGCUAAAGGAGAGAAAGAGGGAGCUGGACGAGCUGAACAAACUAUUGGAAGAAAAGCAGAACCGCGUGGAGGAGGCAGACAACGCACUGCGAAAGAAGCAGAAGGAAGUUCAAGACACAGACGUUCUGCUAAACGAGAAACAAAGCACCAUGCAGAGGAGGUGCACCUUACUCGAAAGAGAAAGCCUAAAUCGUAUGGGGGAGGAGGGGGACGCUUUGGAGGAAAGAAGUAACCAGUUGGAGAGGGGAAGCACCCAAAUGAAGGCCAACGAGACGGAGCACGGUACACACAACAAUGAUCCAAAUCAGCAACAUGGCAGUGGGGACGACCCCCACAAAGGAGGUAACGAAGAGAGCAACGCGUUUUAUACGCAAAAUGAUAACCCUAGUUACACACCCAGUGGGGGGACUAUCCCAGAUAAGCAUAACACUCUCGCUUUAGAAAGAUCGUCCCCCCGAAUUGUGGAAAAUGAAGCAAACCGGAACGAUAUGAACAUCGAUGGGGAUGCCAAACGAAGCAGCGUUUUGUCUUAUUUAGGGAGCACGAAAUUUUCUCUGAAAGAUGCCUCCAAGAGGGGCAGCAACAUGUCGCCAAUAGGUGGUACCCCCCAAAAUGGUCAACUUGUGCUAAACGAUAAAAACCUCCUAAUGAUGAAAAAUCAAAUUGUGGAAAGGGAAAAGGCCCUUUUAAGUAGAGAGGAAAAGCUCAAUGAGGAAAAAGAACAAAUUGCUCAGCAGAUGAACCAACUUAACAUCCUCCAGGAUGACAUUUCGAGCAAAACGGAGGCACUGCAUAUACGGGAAGAGGAACUAAAAAGGAAAGAAUUACACCUCCUAGGCAUGCAACAAGACGGAGAAGGUACACAGCGGGUGGGACAACCAAAUGUCGCUUCAAACAAAACCAACUCCCUCUUCUGUAACGCAGAAGAAAUGAACAGUUCGGGGGAAAAUUCAAAGCAGCAGUUCGAGCCAGCAAAUUGCAUAAAUGACUCUAAUGAAGGAGCUGCAAAUAAUCAAAUGGGUCACGCGGGAAUAGCUCAACCGGAAGGUGAUCAUAAGGGGACCAACCAACCGCAAGACGAAGCUGAAUUAAACGAAUCGCUGCAAAAAGGGGAUAGCACACAUUUGGAAGGUACCAAUUCAUCACAGGGGAAAAAUACCAGCGACAGUACUUCCAUCCCGUGUGGAGCUUCCCCCUCAGCAGGGGACAACCUAGAAGCAAUAAAAAGCAACCUGAACAACUGUUUGGACGAAAUAGCAAAGUACAAACUUUUGCUAAAAAGUAGAGACGCAGAAAUUUGCUCAUUAAAGACCCAACUGGGAAUGCAACAAGGGGGAGCCAACUGGAACGGAGAUGCCACACAAGAGGGGAACAGCUCGGGGGAUAAUUCAAAAAUGGGAGAUGCUCUUUGCAAUACGGGUAAUGCGGCUGGGGGGGUAAAUGGGCGAACUGGUUUUUCCUCCCUGUCUGGUGAUUUGAAGCAGCCAAUCGGGUUCUCAGGCCCCGCGCCUGGGGAGAUUAAGGUAUGCACCGAGAGGAAGCGCAGUAAAGAGCGCGAGGGCAUAGCGGUGCAACCCAACGUGAGUCAACUGUGUAGACGCGCCAGUGGGUGGAGAAAAAUCCAUGCAGCCAGGACGAUGAAAAGUGUCAUUAGCAGCGAGCUGAUCACGUUAUACAAAGAAAUAAGCAAAAUAAAGGAGGAGUACAACAAAAGCAUCCUUAAAAAGAAUGAGUUCAUAGGGGGCCUCCUGCACAAUUUCUUUAACGAAAUGAGAAACAACUACAAGUUGAAGGAGAAUUUCUACCAGAAGGAAUCCAGCAAAUAUCACGCCCUCAUUAGCGACAAGGAAUGCUACAUAAAUGAACUCAAAAACGCAUUGCAGGAGAAGAAGGCGAAGGAGGUGUCCUACAAAAAGAUGCUACUCAAAAUGAAUCAAAUAAACGAUGCGUACAAGUUAAAGAAUAAAAGAAGCUUGUCCACCGUGGAAAUGUUGAAGCAAGACAUAAAGCUCCUAAAUCAGGACGUUUUAAAAAAAAAGGAAAUGGUAAGUUUUGUCUAA
Messenger RNA from Plasmodium vivax (malaria parasite P. vivax), 5051 nucleotides. RefSeq lists its product as hypothetical. The record is from RefSeq and is a predicted model, not a curated record. The coding region runs from base 471 to 5051 and encodes 1526 amino acids. Lineage: Eukaryota; Apicomplexa; Aconoidasida; Haemosporida; Plasmodiidae. The transcript has 5 exons.